GUUACUUAUAUCACAAGGCUACAGGUGCCUUUAUUUCCAUCGCACGCUGGUGCUGGGAGCGCCUUGCCUUGAAAGCCUCCUCUUUGGACCUAGUCACCCACCGCUGUCCUCACGGUGAUGUUGGACUCAGUGACACACAGUACCUUCCUGCCCAACACGUCCUUCUGCGACCCCCUGAUGUCGUGGACUGAUCUGUUCAGCAAUGAAGAGUAUUAUCCUGCCUUUGAGCAUCAGACAGCCUGCGACUCCUACUGGACGUCCGUCCACCCCGAGUACUGGACUAAGCGCCACGUCUGGGAAUGGCUCCAGUUCUGCUGCGAGCAGUACAAGCUGGACGUCAACUGCAUCUCCUUCUGCCACUUCAACAUCAGCGGCCCGCAGCUGUGCAGCAUGACGCAGGACGAGUUCAUCGAGGCGGCUGGCAUCUGCGGGGAGUACCUCUACUUCAUCCUCCAGAACAUCCGCUCGCAAGGUUACUCCUUCUUUACGGACACUGAAGAAACCAAGGCUGCCAUCAAAGACUAUGCUGAUUCUAAUUGCUUGAAAACAAGUGGCGUCAGAAGCCAAGACUGUCACAGUCAUAGUCGAACGAGCCUCCAAAGUUCUCAUCUAUGGGAAUUUGUGCGAGACCUGCUUCUUUCCCCUGAAGAAAACUGUGGCAUUCUGGAAUGGGAAGAUAGGGAACAAGGUAUUUUUCGGGUGGUAAAGUCAGAAGCCCUGGCAAAGAUGUGGGGACAAAGGAAGAAAAAUGACAGAAUGACGUACGAAAAGUUGAGCCGAGCUCUGAGGUACUACUACAAAACGGGAAUUUUGGAACGGGUCGACCGAAGGCUAGUGUACAAAUUUGGAAAAAAUGCACACGGGUGGCAGGAAGACAAGCUAUGAUCUGCUCCGCUGUCAAGCUCCUUGUACGGAUUCCUUGUCUUCUAAAACAAUCAAUCGCAUUGCAAUAGACGUUUGAAAGUCUUUUCGUUGUUGUUGUUGUCGUUCACCUGCAAAGGCGCUGAUAAAAUUUCUCCACUUCUCAGCUUACAGUUGGACCGAGUUGUUGUUGUCUGCUCCCUCGGUGACAGCAACCCUUGAAGGAAUUCCUUCUUUUUUUCUUACCCACGGGAAGGAAGGAAUGAUCUUUUGUGGUACCUUGAUCAAACAUUCCUUCCCUAAUCAAGAUGGAGAAACACAAUAGCCCGUGCCAUUGGUGCCUACUCUGAGGGAAAG
Odobenus rosmarus divergens (Pacific walrus) is the source of this 1218-nucleotide messenger RNA. It is a transcript of the gene ELF5, whose product is annotated as E74-like factor 5 (ets domain transcription factor). Gene Ontology annotation, cellular component: nucleus. The transcript is spliced from 7 exons. The record is from RefSeq and is a predicted model, not a curated record. The coding region runs from base 118 to 885 and encodes 255 amino acids. Gene Ontology annotation, molecular function: sequence-specific DNA binding; DNA-binding transcription factor activity, RNA polymerase II-specific. Lineage: Eukaryota; Metazoa; Chordata; Mammalia; Carnivora; Odobenidae. Gene Ontology annotation, biological process: cell differentiation; regulation of transcription by RNA polymerase II.